CCUCUAAUCCUACCCCAGCCCGCCGCCGUUCCCACCCCCACCCCACCCCACCCCUUACUGCCUCUGCCCCCACCCCGUUCCUAACCCCCCCGCCCCCUCAGGGUCGGGGCCCUGGCCCAGGCCUAUCUUGCCGUCCCUUACCGUGCUCUUUCCGCUCUCGAUGAUGUGAUGGCGACUGAUGGCCCGCAGUUUUCCCUCCAGCACCACCCCAGGGCCGCUGCAAACAAAACGGAGCCGUUACCCCCUUUCCGAAUGGCCGCCCCCUGGGUCCCGAGGCGAGGCUCCGGCACCAUCCGAGGAAUGGGCCUGCUGAGCCGACCCUCGAGGUACGGGCCCGUUACCGAUACUCACCGCUGCAUGUCAGCUGGCUGCCACCCCCCCGGUACCGGCUCCGGGAUCACCGGGCUGUUCGCUAACGCUUUAUCCUCGUAAAUCCUGCUCAUGGCGUUUCCCUGGGACCGACACGGAACCGAGACCGAGGCCCCGGGCUCAGGGGGCCGCCCCGGGCUCAGGGGGCCGGGCCGGGGCGGGGCCGGGCGUCCGCGGGUUCAGGGGCGGGCCGUCGCGUCGCGUCGCGUCUCUGGGGCCAUGGUGGCGCUGCUCCUGCUCCCUCCGGAAGCCGGGGAUCGGGCUUCCCAGCGCUGCCGCCUCGGGCCCCGGGCCUUGGCUGCUCUGGGCCUUGGCCUGGGCUCCCCGCUGCGGGUCUGCUUACCGGGUGGCUCCGCUCUGUGUUCCGCUUGGCCGCGGCGAGACCAGGCCGAGGGAUUCUUGCAGCUCGACACCACGUGCGUGAGUCCGGGGCUGCUGGAGAGACCGGGCCCGGGCCGGGGCCUGAGGCUGAGCCUCGGGCAGUUAGAGCCUCUGUCCUCCGUUAAACUGAGGCGGGUCCGGGUGCGGACUGUGCAGGUGCCUGGGCCGUGGGGAGAGGUCGGGCCUGCUGUUCCAGCGGACGCCGAGCUGCUGUUACUGAAGGAGCUGCUCAGGGGGCUUUUCCUCCGCCCGGCGUUUGUGGUGACGGCGGAGGCCGCGGCCUGGCCUGGGCUGUUCCUGGUGGAAGUGGCCGCCGUGGAGCCGGAGCUGUGUCCAGGUGGAGCCGGGCUCAUGGGCCCUGGGACCCAGCUGGAGGUGGCGGAGCGGCUGAACCUGGAUCAGUUUCGAGCCCGAGGUCGGGGCCCGGGCCUGGGCCUGGGCCUGGGCCUGGGCGGACUGCAGCACUCCGCUGCCCCGCUCCGAGAGAUGCUGAACCUCCCGCUUCGCUUCCCGCAGACCCUGCGUCGCCUCGGGCUGUCGUGCCCUCGGGGGUUACUGCUGCUUGGACCCCCGGGGGUGGGGAAGACGGCGCUGCUCCGGGCCGUGGCCCACGACUUGGCCGCGCCGCUAAUCCUCGCAUCUCCCGCCACUCUCCGGGGCUCCCGGCCGGGCGACAGCGAGCAGAGGCUGCGCCGCCUCUUCGCCCAGGCCCAGGCCCGGGCCCGGGCCAAGCCCUGCAUCCUCUUCAUCGACGACAUUGAGUCAUUGUUCCCCCGGAGGGCAGCGGCGGGGAGCCGGCCUGAGGACCGUCUGGUAGCCCAGCUCCUCACCCUGAUGGACGGCCUGACACCUCGCAGUCGCCUGGUGGUAGUAGCGGCCAGCAACUGCCCCGAGGCCUUGGACCCUGCCUUGAGGAGGCCCGGCCGCUUUGACCGAGAGAUCUUAAUUGGGGUUCCAACAAUGUCGCAGCGCCAAUCCAUUCUGAAAGUAGUAACAUCAUCGAUGCCUCUGAGGGCUGAUGUUGAUCUGUCCUGGCUGGCAGAAGCUACAAGUGGUUAUGUCGGUGCUGACCUAACAGCUCUCUGCCGAGAGGCUGCUCUGCAGCUCGUGAGGCGCAGCUCCCAGGACACAGCGAACAAGGAAAUCACCUUUGCAGACUUCUGUGAAGCAAUAAAGAUUGUGCAGCCUUCCUGUCUGAGAAGCAGCAUCGGGCUGACUGACUUCAAACCUGUCCACUGGAAUCAAAUUGGUGGCCUGGAUCAAGUGAAAUUGAAAUUGAAACAGAGUAUUCAGUGGCCAGUGCUGUACCCGCAGGCAUUUGAGAGGAUGGGAGUGACCCCCACUCGUGGGAUUCUGCUGUGUGGACCCCCAGGAUGUGCAAAAACCACAUUGGUGAAAGCUGCAGCCUCCAGCUACCGCUGUUCUUUCCUGUCGAUCAGUGGGGCAGAUCUGUUUUCACCAUUUGUAGGUGAUUCUGAAAAGAUUUUGGCUCAGGUUUUUAAACAAGCUCGAGCUGCAGCUCCAUCCAUCCUGUUUCUGGAUGAAAUUGAUUCUAUCUUUGGAUCACGUUCAUUUGAUGGAGCAAAUGGCCGUUCUGUUAAAGAGCGGGUACUCUCUGUUCUUCUUAAUGAGAUGGAUGGAAUUGGCCAGCCGUUGAUUGGGAGGAGAAUCUCAGAGAGGAACAUGCUUGCAUCUGAAGCAAAUCAAGUUGAACCGACAAAAAAGUUUCAGGAGGUUUGUAACAAAAAUGUGAUCGUGGUUGCAGCUACAAAUCGGCCAGACCUAUUAGAUGAUGCUUUGUUGCGACCUGGAAGAUUUGACCAAAUCAUCCUUGUUCCAUCUCCAGAUGAAAAAACUAGACUUUCCAUACUGAGGAUUUGUACUUCCAAAACUCCACUGGAUGAUGUGUCUUUGGAGGGACUGGCAGCUGAGACAGCUGGUUUUACUGGAGCAGAUAUACAAAAUUUAUGCAAAGAGGCUGCACUAUUGGCUCUUCAAGAAAAUGGACUGGAUGCUGCAGCUGUGAAACAUGAGCACUUUCUCAAAUGUCUUCAGAGUCUAAAACCAUCUUUAAGUGGUCAACAGUUGCAUUUCUAUCAUCAUUUAUUCUCUACAGUGACCCAGGAAAUAACAUGAUUUUUCUCAUUACAGUCAAGGACAAGCUAGCAUAAAGAACCAAACUAGGGUAGAACUGUAAUUGUAUUCUGUAAAUGCAUAUUGUCUCAGAAAUCUGAAAAAUGUGUCAAUCUGAUUAUCAAAUAUAAACUGCAGUUGCAGUUCAUUCGCAGCAAAACUAGAACAGUCAAUACAUACUGACCCAGCCUGUAACUCCCACAUCUCUCAAAUGAAUAAAGACAUAUACAACACACACCUAUUACUGCCAA
Molecule: messenger RNA, 3134 nt
Organism: Hemiscyllium ocellatum (epaulette shark)
Lineage: Eukaryota; Metazoa; Chordata; Chondrichthyes; Orectolobiformes; Hemiscylliidae
Gene: afg2b
Product: AFG2 AAA ATPase homolog B
Exons: 8
Coding region: 442-2886 (814 amino acids)
Molecular function (GO): ATP binding; ATP hydrolysis activity
Source: RefSeq, a predicted model, not a curated record